ACUCUGGUCGAUUGAGUCAAGAUGGCGGCUUCCUUGCUUAGGCUCACUCGCGGGACUUUAGCUAGAACCUUAAACGCUGUGAGUCGUAAUGCUGCACUGAUCCCAGCUCGUUCUGAAGCAACAGCAACUGAGUCGAGACCUACAAUUAGGCCCACAGAUGCAGUGACUCAUAACCAGCUGUCCCAGUUUGGGGAAUACGUGGCUGAAAUUCUUCCCAAAUAUGUGCAACAUGUACAGGUAACCUGCUACAAUGAGCUGGAAGUUAUGAUCCACCCAGAGGGAGUCGUACCUGUGCUGACUUUCCUUCGGGAUCACACCAACGCCCAGUUCCGCAACAUGAUUGACCUCACUGCAGUUGACGUUCCCGCACGGCAAAACCGCUUUGAGCUUGUGUAUAAUCUGCUGUCACUGCGCUACAACUCUCGCAUUCGAGUAAAGACCUACACAGAUGAGUUAACCCCCGUGGACUCGGCUGUCUCUGUCCAUCAAGCAGCCAACUGGUAUGAAAGAGAGGUGUGGGACAUGUACGGAGUGUUCUUUGCAAAUCAUCCGGAUCUGAGACGAAUCCUAACAGAUUAUGGAUUUGAAGGACAUCCGUUUAGAAAAGAUUUCCCUCUGUCUGGAUACGUAGAGGUGCGCUAUGAUGAUGAGCUGAAGCGGGUUGUAGCAGAGCCUGUGGAACUUGCCCAGGAGUUCAGGAAGUUUGACCUGAACAGUCCAUGGGAGGCAUUUCCAGCACACAGGGAGUCUAAAGAUGCACCCAAACUAGAGGCUGGGGACAAACCUGCAAAGUAACAUCCUUUUAUUUCUGAUGAGGGUGAAUGUGUGACACACACUGACACCUUUUCUGCUACCGUAUUUAUGUAAAUAUGAGACCAUGUGUUGACUUCUGUAUCUCAGUCUUUAUUUCAGAGACCUUUCAAGCAUCUGAAUAAAGAGUGAAUUCAAAAAUAA
This is a messenger RNA of Tachysurus fulvidraco (yellow catfish), 954 nucleotides long. It is a transcript of the gene ndufs3, whose product is annotated as NADH:ubiquinone oxidoreductase core subunit S3. Lineage: Eukaryota; Metazoa; Chordata; Actinopteri; Siluriformes; Bagridae. The record is from RefSeq and is a predicted model, not a curated record. The transcript has 7 exons. Gene Ontology annotation, molecular function: NADH dehydrogenase (ubiquinone) activity. The coding region runs from base 22 to 795 and encodes 257 amino acids.